Messenger RNA from Penicillium arizonense, 942 nucleotides. RefSeq names its product NADP-dependent oxidoreductase. The record is from RefSeq and is a predicted model, not a curated record. NCBI's taxonomy places the organism in Eukaryota, Fungi, Ascomycota, Eurotiomycetes, Eurotiales, Aspergillaceae. Gene Ontology annotation, molecular function: oxidoreductase activity. The coding region runs from base 1 to 942 and encodes 313 amino acids. The transcript is spliced from 6 exons.
AUGGCCACGGAAAUGCUGUCAGUCACGGCACCUGCCUAUACCGACCCAUCCAAAUACGAGCUCUCGACAGUCUUAUGUCCACACGUCACAGAAGAAAAGGAUGUUGUUAUACGGGUUCAUGCAGCGAGUGUUAAUCCUGUGGAUGUGAAGAAAGCAGGAGGAGUUUUUAAGAUGGCGGUAAAAGAGACGUUCCCAUAUAUGAUCGGCUAUGACGCAUCCGGAGUAGUUGUGGCGGUUGGGAAGGAGGUGAAAAGCCUGAAAGUUGGGGAUGAGGUCUAUACGAGGUUACCAGAGGCCAAUCGAGGUGCAUGGAGUGAAUAUGCCAAAUGUCCAGAGCGCUACAUUGCCCUGAAGCCCAAGAAUCUCUCCUUUGAUGAUGCGGCCGCGUUGCCACUUGCGGGCGUCACAGCGCUGCAGGUAUUGAAGAAAUACGAGGGCUCGUUGGAGGGUAAAACAGUCUUUAUUCCCUCUGGAUUAAGUGGUACAGGUGCAUUUGCAUGCCAACUGGCUAAGAAUGUGUUCCAUGCCGGCAAAGUCAUCACCACGGUUUCGACAUCAAAGAUUCCUCUAGUUCCUCAACUGCUUGGGGAAGGUGUUGUUGACGAAAUCAUUGACUACACCAAAAGUGAUCCCAUAGAUAUCAUUCCGCCGCGCUCUAUCGACUUCAUGUUCGAUACCACAGGCGAGGCUAUGGUGUUUCUCUCCCGGAUGGUCCCUAAAACGGGACUCAUUGUCUCCAUUUCCACAAAACCCUCGGCUACCACUCUUCAAGCCUCGAGCGUCAUGCAGCGGCCCGACAACCCUCGCAUCCCGUUGGCGGGGCGUGUGUUUCUCAAUGCAGGUGACGCAGUGCGUAGAUUACGAGCAUGGCGUUGGGAUGUGGCGUAUAUGUACUGGUUCCUAGACCCGAAUGGAAAGGAUCUGGAUACACUCCGGCAGUGA